This is a messenger RNA of Fusarium mangiferae, 891 nucleotides long. RefSeq lists its product as uncharacterized. The record is from RefSeq and is a predicted model, not a curated record. The transcript has 4 exons. NCBI's taxonomy places the organism in Eukaryota, Fungi, Ascomycota, Sordariomycetes, Hypocreales, Nectriaceae. Bases 1 to 891 code for a protein of 296 amino acids.
AUGCAUGCCGAACAGACAAAUCAAUCGCAGUUCACCUCGAUACCCACAAGCGACGCGACUAUUAUUUUCGGUCUAGCCGAAUUAUUCAGUAGUAUUCAAACAAUUGCUCCAUUGGUUAGCGAGCUACAACAAUCAUACGAACGUAGCAUGACAUCUGCUGCAGUGGAUCAGCCAGAAAGAUUAAAUGCCUGGCAACAAGCCGCCCACCCAUUUUUACAGCAUCAAACCAGGUUUUCUCGUAUAGCAACCACCCUUGAAAGAAUAAAACAUGGUGAAGCCGUGACCCCGCAAGCAUUGUACACAACAGCUCAAGACCUCCAUGCUAGUAGCCUGGAAUUCAACAGAGUAAGAAGCCGCUUGAAUUCACAUUUAUCCACUGAGCUAGAAAAAUACAAGCUCAUGGAGAAGUGGCCAAAAGCAUUCACAGGUGUUGGCGUCGUAGGCGUGGGGGCUGGAGCUAUCCUUCUAGCAUCAAACCCUGCAGGCUGGGCUGUCACUGCAGCAAUUUUGGGCUUAGGUGGUGUCGUAUCAGCGGCCACUGGGGGUUGGCAAUGGAUGAAAAUUUCCAAGAAGAGGAAAGCAAUUCGAAAAGUUCAAGAAGACCUGAGAGACCUGGCCGGCGUUUUCAAUGAGGCCCGGCAUGAUAUCGCCAUAUUUAUCUGCUGGGCUGUGCUUGGUAUUGAGUUGAACCAUCUAGGUGAUGCGGAGAAGAGAGCUUUCCUGGAAAGUUUCGCAGUUGACGUCGAUGUACUGCAGUACCAAGGUUAUCGCGAAAGCCUUGUUAAAAGUGGUAUUGAUAAAGUCCUCAAGUAUUGCAAUGAUUUGGCCACGGACUUCCAUCAAAUGGUAGAGUGUUGUGGCCUCGAAGUUGAUAUUGCCGAGACCAAUUAA